AUGGGUGAUUACCACAGAGAACAGGACCAACUGUAUUCAAAGCAGUCGUAUGACAGGCCCGAACUGCUAGAACCACGCUAUGAGCGUUGCGAGGGUGUCAAACGUCCCUUGUAUCACGAAAAGGUCGCAACAGCAGAACCCCACAGUUUUUUUGAUCGAGUAAAAUCGAAACUUAACCUUUUUCGUGGCUACGACAAUACUGAUGACAGUUCGAUGGACCAGGGUUCAACGAUGACACGCCAAAGUCAAUUGUGGAAUGCAAUCAAGCGGAAACCGAUUCAAUUGAUAGUGGAAGACAAUGACGACAGGGUGCACUUCGACGACAGAAAUCAGCGCGCUCCGAUUUUGGAAAGUGCUAAUACGUUCCUCACAGACAACAACCAGAUUUAUGGGCGUAACGGCAACUCGCCAAAGCGCAAAGAAGCCAACUCAAGUGUACCAUUGAGCGGAUCUCCUUUUGCAGGUACUGGUAUAAGCGAUUUCAUAGGUUUUGAAAGUGACAUUGUCGUCACGAAACCUGUGUCGCCGUGGGACAAAAUUGCCUCUAAAUCGUCACUGAAAGGUUCAACCACGCUUCAUUCUAUUCAAAAGCGGCUCUUACAAGUCUCAGUAAAGAAGUCGGAAGUUUCGAAAUGCUACCAGAAACUUUUGAAAGAAUUGAACGAAUGGUGGGAAGACACCAUUGAAGCAGAAGAAAACAUGGAUCUGGUAGCAGAUUUGCAGAAAUUGUUCCAUGAAGACCUAAUGUUCGAACAGAGACUGUCCAACAAGCUCAGAGAAAUCUCGAAAGCCCUCGAAUUUACUAAAAUGCGAGAAGAAGAAAUGUUACACGAGCGCAAAGAACUGCAGCAUACCAUCAGAAAGUAUGGUCAGACACGAGCAAAAAAGGGCAACAACAGUGAAGAAGCCCAUUUCUUGAAGGAAAAGGUCAUCACAAGACAAAAUUCGCUGUCGACCAUAACUUCUCACUAUCAGCAGUCUUUGUGUACCACAGCUCGAGAACUUUUUGUUAAUGCGAGCGUGGAGUAUUUCGAGACUGCUUCAGAUGUGAAGGAUGCCAGUAAAAGCUUCUUUCAAAACUCUGUUGAAUAUUUGCGAACAAUUCAAGCAGGAAAUAUAGAACAGCAUAUCGACGACUUGAGAAGAAAGCGUGCUGAUAAGCAUUGGUCGAAGCUUUCGCCACAGGAGCGCGAUGAUCCUAAUAGGCUUGUAGAAAUUAUGAGCGGCAUGUACAACGGUCAGGAUUCGUUGAUGAGAUGUGUCAACAAAAAAGUGCCGCUAAGGACUACAACUAAAUUGUCUAAUAUCUCAGGGAAAGAGAAUAUGACACAUAAAGAAGAUCAAGAGGAGUUGAAGCUAGAGUUUAAAACUGGACUUGAAGAAUCUUUAUCACAGUUUCCCAGCGAAAGUAAUAAUAAGUCUGUUGCCGCGGAUGAAAGCUUCGCCAAGAUGUCGGAUUAUGCCAAGAUUAGAGAGAAACGAAGUAUUCAAGGCACGUCACUUAAUUCCAAUCGGACGUUGAGGUGUGAGGGAUUAACUCAAAACAACCCUGACAAGAAUUAUUCACGCCUUCCUUACCCCGAUACACCAGAUACUCUUAGAGCACAUAUCGAAAAUUUAAAAACUGGGCUCAAAGAUGGGAAGGGAACGGUGGGCAUGGGUUUUCCAAAUAUCGACGAUGAAGAUAUGAUCAUAGAACUAGCUCAAGGUAGAAGCGGUCCCCACAAAGAUAUCUACGAACCCGAACAAGAAUUGAACCGCAACAGAUGGAUAGAAUCUCCUAGGGUAUAG
Molecule: messenger RNA, 1791 nt
Organism: Lachancea sp. 'fantastica'
Lineage: Eukaryota; Fungi; Ascomycota; Saccharomycetes; Saccharomycetales; Saccharomycetaceae
Source: the annotation of a GenBank genome assembly